UAGAAAAUUAUGAAAGAGAUGAUGGUGAGACAUCAGCUGAUCAGGAUUUCAUUCCUGCUAUGCUUUAUGAUUCUCUGAAGACUGAGCACGACCGACUCAAGGAUCAGUAUUCUGAGGCCCAAUCUGAAUUAAGGGUUUUGAAGGAAGCCACAUCAUCAGAACCUUCAAAUAAGCUAGUAUCUGUAGAAGCUUACCAGCAGCUGAAGCUAGAAUAUGAAGGGCAGAUUGAAUCUUUGCAAGAAGCUCUAGAGGAAACAAAACAGAAUUCAAAUGCUGGACUAAAAGGCAGCUUGCAGACAGAAGGCAAAUAUCAGGAAGACUCAACAGAUGUCAUGUUUACAGAAGGAAUCAGCCUCCAAGAAGUAAGAAUGAAACUCAAAGAGACUGAAUCUAAGUAUGAGAAGGCACUGAUCGAGAUAAACAGACUCCAAAAGCAUGCAGAGGUGAGGGUGCCAUCUGUAGAAGAUGAGGACAGCACGCUGUCCAAGGAUAACUCAAUUGAAUCUGAGCUCCAAAAGGUGAAAACUGAUCUACUGAAAGCUAUGGAAGCAGAGACAGAGAAAAGUCAGAGAGUGAAGGAGCUAGAAGAAAAGAACAGGGAAAUGGCAGCCAAAGCAAGUCAGACAAUCUCCUUGGAAGAGUAUGAAAAGAUGACAAUGUCCUUCAACCAGACUUUGGACAAGACUUACAAAGAAAAGGACAUGCUGGCUGAAAAACUAAGUCAGGCAGAAUCAGAACUCAGAAAAAUGAAUGAAGUCAUGGGGGCCAGAACAGAGGUCAUUGAGCAAAACCAGAUACUUGUAGUUGAAAAGCAAAAGGCAUCUGAGAAAGCAUCACGUAUCUGUGAACUUGAAGAACAGCUGUCUGAGGUAAAUCAAGCCUAUAAGGAAAUGAAACACAGCUGGCAGAUGCUGCAAAAUGACCAUGGCCAGAAAGAAGAGCUGAGUUUAUUAAAGGAGCAGUUAACAUCUGCAUACAUAUCUAAAGAAGAACAUGACGAAGUUAUAAGGAAACUAAAUGAGAUGUUACUGGAAGCUAAUACAACACUAUCAAGUCUAACUGAAAAGCACAAUGAAGCACUGAAGGGCGUGACAAAACUGCAGGAUGAACUUGGGAGUUAUAAGAAUGAGGUUAUCCCUCUUUGUGACCACAGACGUGUAAGGGAAACACUAGAGAAACAAAUAGAAGAACUGAACAGCAAGUCUAAACAGUAUGAACAAGAACUGGCAUCCAAACAUAAAGAGGUCACUAAACUGCAGACAGAUGUGAAAGAGAAGAAGGAACGAACAGUCCCCAAGGAAGAAUAUGACCAGAUGAAAUGUUCCCUGCAGGCAGAGGUAAAUACCUUGACUCUGAAACUCAAUGACCUCAUAAAGAAACACGAGAAGACUUGCACAGAGGUAUUUCAGGUACAAAGGGAAGCACUUUUUAUGAAGAGUGAAAAACAGGCCGCGGAGGCACAAUAUGCUGUCCUGGAGAAACAGAUGAAUGACCUGCGGUCAGAAUCUGAGCGCAUUCAGGAACUGCACAAGCACAUUGAAGAUUCAGCAACUCUUGUAAAAGAAAAGGACAAAAAGAUAACUGAACUGUCCAGAGAAGUGUUCAAACUGAAAGAGGCUCUAAAUAGUUUGUCUGAGCAGUCAAGCAAGGCAGGAACCCUUCAGAGAGCAUUUGUACACUCUAGUCCGCAGAUGGAAUCCCUCCAGAACAAGAUUCAGUAUCUGCACAAACAGCUGGAGGAUACAGAAACCCAGCACAAAGCCAUAGUGUCCAUCUACAGAAUGCACCUCCUCAAUGCUAUUCAGGGCCGAAUGGAUGAAGAUGUCCAUAGUAUUUUGCAGCAGAUACUGAAAGUGCAGAGCCGGUCACAAAUUCCUAGAUAAAUCACAAAGAUAAACAGAACAACCUUCUUCAUUUGGAGAAAAUAUGGGUGGCCCCAGAAUAACCUAAUGUUCCUCUAUAAAGAUUCUGUGUUAGAAAUGUGAUAACUUUCCUCAGGAAUACAUCUGUUUGCAUCUGAAGGAAUCAGCUGGCAUUCUUAGCAUGACAACCACUGAUGAAUUUCCAUGGCUCCACAAAUUAAUACAUAUUAACUGGCUUGUCUUGUUUCUCAGGACUGACAAUUUCUGUCUAAAUAAGAUACUGUUCCACUACUGUGUUUAUACUGCAAGCAUAGCCAGCAGCAAAUGAUUUGUUCCUAUAGCAUUAUACACCCAUACAGUGGUUAUACACAGAACUCAUGCUCUGGUUAUACACAGAACUGUAACCAUACAGUUGUUAUACAUGGAAGUGCAUCCAUGCUCUGGUUAUACAUGGAAUUGUAACCAUGCAUUGAUUAUACACAGAGUUACACCUAUGCCCUGGUUAUACACAAAGCUGCACCCAUGCCCUAGUUAUACACAUAACUGCACCCAUGCACAGGCUAUACACGUAACUGCACCCAUGCCAUGGUUAAAGAUAGAACUGCACACCAUGCCCUGGUUUUAUGUGGCACUGCACUCAUGCAGUGGAUCAUUCACAGUGUGCUUUUCCUCAUGCACUGAAUUAUUUAUACUGUACUUCUCCUCAUGCACUGGAGUAUUCACACU
Molecule: messenger RNA, 2588 nt
Organism: Protopterus annectens (West African lungfish)
Lineage: Eukaryota; Metazoa; Chordata; Ceratodontiformes; Protopteridae
Gene: ANKRD24
Product: ankyrin repeat domain 24
Molecular function (GO): actin binding
Source: RefSeq, a predicted model, not a curated record